Messenger RNA from Juglans microcarpa x Juglans regia, 2421 nucleotides. RefSeq names its product protein CASP. Gene Ontology annotation, cellular component: Golgi membrane. The coding region runs from base 182 to 2236 and encodes 684 amino acids. The record is from RefSeq and is a predicted model, not a curated record. Gene Ontology annotation, biological process: intra-Golgi vesicle-mediated transport. The transcript is spliced from 19 exons. Lineage: Eukaryota; Viridiplantae; Streptophyta; Magnoliopsida; Fagales; Juglandaceae.
ACACUUAAAGAGAGUUCUCGCUGGAUCAAUCCAUAAUAAGAAGAAAGAGGCAAUCUCAAUCUGUUUUACGCUCUCGCUCUCUCUUCAGCCUCUGCAAUUGGGAACCAAAUACUAGUUGUUGCAGAGAUCGACCGCCAUAUCAGAACCCUUGCGUUUCUUCGGCGAUCCGGAUCAGUGACUGAUGGAGGCCCCUCAAGGUGGUGGAUCCGAGAGGGAGAAAUCGAAUUCGUCCUCUUCUCCUACCUCAGUCGUCUCCAAUUUCUGGAAAGAUUUUGAUUUAGAAAAGGAAAAAGGUGUGCUGGAUGAACAAGGGCUUAGGAUAGCCGAAAAUCAGGAGAACAGCCAGAAAAACAGACGGAAGCUUGCAGAAAGCACUAGAGAUUUCAAGAAAGCUUCAUCAGAGGAAAAGUUAAGCUUGUUCAACUCUUUACUUAAGGGAUACCAAGAAGAAGUUGACAAUCUUACCAAGAGAGCAAAGUUUGGAGAAAAUGCUUUCCUUAACAUCUAUCAAAAACUGUAUGAGGCUCCAGAUCCUUAUCCAGCUCUUGCUUCAAUUGCUGAGCAAGAUCUAAAAUUGUCUGAACUAGAAUCUGAGAAUCGGAAAAUGAAAGUCGAGCUUGAGGAAUUUCGGACAGAAGCCACCCACUUAAAGAAUCAGCAGGCAACAAUACGAAGACUUGAAGAGCGCACACGCCAGUUAGAGCAACAGAUGGAAGAAAAGGUGAAAGAAGUUGUGGAGAUGAAGCAACGCAGUUUGGCAGAAGAGAACCAAAAAACGCUUGAAGUUUUAAAAGAAAGGGAGCAAUUGCUGCAGGAUCAAUUACGUCAAGCUCAAGAAAGUGUUUCAAAUAUGCAGAAAAUACACGAACUUGCACAAAGCCAGUUGUUUGAACUACGCGCGCAAUCUGAUGAAGAUAGGGCUGCAAAGCAGUCAGAGGUUAAUCUUCUGAUGGAUGAAGUAGAACGGGCCCAAACACGGCUUCUUAGUCUUGAGAGGGAGAAGGGACUUCUACGCUCUCAAUUGCAAACGGCAAAUGAAGACACUCGAAAUAAGACUAGUGAUACUUUAGAUUCAAAUAGCAUCCUUGAGAAUUCAUUAAGUGCGAAGGAGAAAAUAAUCUCUGAACUGAACCUGGAACUUCACAAUGUUGAAACAACCUUAUCGAAUGAGCGAGAAGAACAUGUUAAUGAGAUUAAGAGAUUGAAUGCACUACUGAAUGAAAAGGAAGUUGCUUUUGAAGAGAUGAAGAAAGAGCUUCAUGCAAGGCCAACAGAGAAAUUGGUUGAUGAUUUGCGUAAAAAAGUGAAAAUCUUGCAGGCAGUGGGUUAUAAUUCAAUAGAGGCUGAAGAUUGGGAAGUAGCUACCAGUGGGGAGGAGAUGAGCAAAAUGGAGUCUCUUCUUCUCGACAAGAACCGAAAAAUGGAACACGAACUCACACAACUGAAGGUCAAAAUUAAUGAGAAAACAUCUUUGCUGGAUACAGCUGAAGGAAAGAUAGCAGAACUGACAGCAAAGGUUAAUGAACAGCAAAAACUGAUACAGAAGUUGGAAGAUGACAUAUUGAAGGGCUAUAGUUCCAAAGAUAGAAAAGCCAAUCUAUUUAAUGACUGGGACCUUUCGGAAGCUGGGGGAUCUGAGAUAUCUGAGAAUAUGGAUCAAAAACAAGUUUUCGCCGAUCAAGAUCAGAGUCCAAUGCUUAAGGUGAUUUGUAAUCAGCGAGAUCGAUUUAGGGCACGCUUGAGAGAGACGGAAGAGGAAAUAAGACAACUGAAGGAGAAGAUUGGGUUGCUGUCAGUGGAGCUGGAAAAGACAAAAGCUGAUAAUGUCAAACUAUACGGAAAGAUUCGUUAUGUCCAGGAUUACAAUCAUGAAAAAGUAGUCUCUAGAGGAUCAAAGAAGCAAGCAGAGGAUCUUGAAAGUGGUUUUACCUCAGAUGUGGAAUCCAAGUACAAGAAGAUAUAUGAGGAUGACAUAAAUCCUUUUGCAGCAUUCUCAAAAAAGGAAAGAGAUCAAAGGUACAAAGAGUUGGGUUUCAGGGAUAGAAUCACACUUAGCAGUGGACGUUUUCUUCUUGGCAAUAAGUAUGCUCGAACUUUUGCAUUUUUCUACACCAUCGGGCUGCAUAUCCUGGUGUUCACUUGUCUCUACCGGAUGUCGGCUCUAAGCCAUCUGAGCAAUGGCCCUGAGGAAUAUCUUGUUGGGGAGAAAGCUUUGAACCUUCCACAUGCGCUUUAGUCCCUCCAAUACUCGUUUUCAUUGGAUUGAUUUUGCUAACGUCUGAACAGGACAAAGGAUAAUUGACAUUAUAAAAGGAGAUGUCCUAUACUAUGUAUGUACAGCAAAGGCAAAAAUGAUGUUAUUUUCUAGUUUUUUACCAAUUUGAUUGUGCAAUUAAUAUUUGUAAAUUCCUUUUUCCGUUU